Molecule: messenger RNA, 387 nt
Organism: Cyphellophora attinorum
Lineage: Eukaryota; Fungi; Ascomycota; Eurotiomycetes; Chaetothyriales; Cyphellophoraceae
Exons: 1
Coding region: 1-387 (128 amino acids)
Source: RefSeq, a predicted model, not a curated record
AUGUCCCAACCAUUGACCCUCCUCUCGAACGCGAUUGCCCUCUCCAUCGCAAUCCUCUACACCCUGGCCGGCCAAGCCCACUACACCGACCGCUUCACGCCUGAUCUGGCCGCGAACGUUGAUACCAUGACGCCGAACUCUCAUCGCGCGUUCUGGUUCCUUCACCUUACGUAUCCUCAGAUCCAGGCACUGUUCGGUGCGUUCGACCUCAUCGCUGCGGCUUGUCUGUACAGACCAUCGACGCGCAACAUUGGGCUAGCGCUUGCGAUUUUUGGGUUUGGUGGAGGCUUGUAUGGGCAGUGGUACAAUGACGCGGAGAUGGGCAUGGUCGGAGCAAUGACUGGACUGGCUGUUUUGGGGUGGUUGACGGCGCCGAGGAGAUCGUAG